This is a messenger RNA of Trichoderma atroviride IMI 206040, 1542 nucleotides long. The record is from RefSeq and is a predicted model, not a curated record. NCBI's taxonomy places the organism in Eukaryota, Fungi, Ascomycota, Sordariomycetes, Hypocreales, Hypocreaceae.
AUGCUCAAACUUUUCUGCGCCGCUCUGCCACUUGUGGCCAGAGUUGCUCUGGCUGCUCCUACUGUUGCUGAAAGAUGUCAAGACCCAGAGCAGCACGCCGUGCCUCUUUCUUCGCUAGCAUCGAGUGGACCAGCUGCUUCUCUGCCAUUCGGCUCGGAGCCGCUCCAUAACGGACCCGUCGUCUUGGAGACUUUUCCUCCGCAGUCAUCACAACCAGAGCUAUCGGCUCCGAAGACGUUCGAUCUAGGAUCAGAUACGGAACCGCCUACGUCGCCACUUUCAACUCCAUGGCAGGGCAGUCAAACUGCAGGGCCGUCUUCUCCUUCGGCUUCGUGUGAUCAACAGGGCUCCGGAAACAGACCAUAUGGGAAGAAGAAGAAUGUUGUGUAUUUUACAGACUGGAGCAUUUACGGCGCAGGCUUUCUGCCUCAAAAUCUCCCCGCGCAGGAGAUUACGCAUUUAUUGUACGCGUUUGCUGGAAUAGGCAGCGAUGGCUCUGUCAUCUCGAUUGAUACUUGGGGCGACGAGCAAAAGCGUUUCGGCGCCAACCAAAGUUGGGACGAAUCCGCAAACAACGUCCACGGUGCUAUCGAACAGGUGUUCCUGCUAAAGAAGCAGCACCGCCAUAUGAAGACUCUGCUUUCUAUCGGCGGCUGGACCGCGUCGCAACAAGGCAAAUUUGACCCUGCUCUCAGUUCGGAAGCUGGCCGACGCCAGUUCGCUCGGACCGCUGUUGAACUUCUCGCUCGCUGGGGAUUCGAUGGUAUUGAUAUCGACUACGAAUACCCCCUUUCUCAACAAGAGUCGCAAAAUUUUGUAUAUCUGCUCGGAGAGUGUCGAGAAGCUUUGGACGCAUACGCAGAGCGCAAUGGCCAAAAUUAUCACUACCUUCUCACUGUCGCGACGCCUGCUGGCCCUCAGCACUAUGGCAUUCUGGACAUGCCGGCAAUGGACCAAUAUGUCGAUUCCUGGCAUCUCAUGGCCUACGAUUACGCUGGCAGCUGGGACAACACCUCGGGAAAUCAAGCCAACGUCUUCGCCGACCCUCACAAUCCUACCAGCACCAAGUUCAACUCCAAUGAUGCAGUGGAUGGCUACCUUGCCAACGGAAUUGAUCCUAGCAAGAUCAUUUUCGGCCUUCCUCUCUACGGCCGCUCAUUCAUGAACACUCAAGGCCUUGGCCAGCCCUACCAGGGCUUGGGACAGGGUUCCAUUGAGCAGGGUGUCUGGCUGUAUCGCGACCUGCCACGGCCUGGCUCAGACGUCUACAUCAAUAGUAGAAUCAUCGCAGCAUACUGUUAUGAUGAAGCAACAAAAGAACUCGUUUCGUACGAUACCGUCCAUACCGCUCGAUGGAAGGCCGAGUAUCUCAUGAGCAGGAAUCUCGGAGGUGCCGUCUUCUGGGAAGCCUCAGGUGACAGGGCUGGAGAAGACAGCUUGAUCUUGACGAUGGCUAGAGAAAUGGGCGACUUGGAUGAUUCAAGCAACAUGCUUGACUACCCUGAGAGCUCGUUUGCCAACAUUAAAGGUGCAGCCUAUUGA